Truncatella angustata is the source of this 2874-nucleotide messenger RNA. Its product is annotated as putative kinesin light chain. Gene Ontology annotation, biological process: nucleoside metabolic process. The transcript has 2 exons. The coding region runs from base 1 to 2874 and encodes 957 amino acids. The record is from RefSeq and is a predicted model, not a curated record. NCBI's taxonomy places the organism in Eukaryota, Fungi, Ascomycota, Sordariomycetes, Amphisphaeriales, Sporocadaceae. Gene Ontology annotation, molecular function: protein binding; ADP binding; catalytic activity.
AUGUCCACUCCGUCCGAGAAAAAGAGGCCUCGGCUUGACUCGCGCGAAUAUACCGUUGGAUGGAUCAGUGCUCUACCUAUCGAGUAUGCCGCUGCCACUGCAAUGCUUGAUGAGCAGCACGAACCGCCAGACCGUCAAGGAAACGAUGACACUCUAUACACCUUGGGGCAGAUCCAUGGCCAUAACGUCGUGAUAGCCUGCCUCCCUGCUGGCCUUAUUGGGAUGUCCUCAGCCGCAAAUAUCGCGACACUCCUAUCAACCCGGUUUCCUAAUGCCAAGAUUGGUCUGAUGGUCGGCGUUGGUGGCGGGGUUCCGUCCGACCACGUGGACAUCCGUCUAGGCGAUGUGGUCGUCAGCCAACCUGAACAUGGCCAUGGUGGUGUGCUUCAGUACGAUAUGGGGAAGCGCCUGCCUAAUGGCAAAUUUGAAAAGACUAGCCACCUUGACAAGCCCCCACGUCUAUUACUCAAUGCGCUAGCUGAGGUGCAAAAGAACCAUGAUUUAGACGAGAGCGCAUUCGUUGGUUAUCUCGCCAGCUUGGAGGCAAAACCGAAGUUCAGCCGACAGAGAGCAGGACCGGACCGAUUGUUUCGAUCGGACUAUCACCAUGCCGUAGAAGGUCCUGAUUGUACACGUUGUGAUGCACAGAGCCUAAUCAAAAGAUCUCACCGCUCUGAAGAAGAGCAAGUACAAAUCCAUUAUGGCACCAUCGCCUCAGCAAACUCGCUUAUCAAAGAUGGUGUCGAACGAGACCGGCUCUCCCAAGGUCUCGAUAAUAAGAUUCUUUGUUUUGAGAUGGAGGCAGCCGGAUUGAUGAACAAUUUCCCGUGUCUUGUAAUCCGCGGUAUUUGUUAUUAUGCCGAUUCUCACAAAAACAAGAAGUGGCAGCCGUAUGCAGCGGCAACAGCGGCUGCAUAUGCGAAGGAGAUUCUCUCAGUCAUAUCACGAAAGGAGGUAGCAGAUCUUGCGCCGAUCAAAGCUCCAUGGGUAUUGCCAUUCAAUAGGAAUCCUCAGUUUACAGGCCGAAACGAUGUACUCGAAAGUCUCUGUCACUGUCUACGAAACCCGGAAUAUCACUCGUAUGCAGCCAUUUACGGCCUCGGCGGCAGCGGCAAAAGCGCCGUCGCUAUCGAGCUCGCGUAUCGAACGCGAGAGAAGAACCCCGGAUGUGCCGUCUUUUGGGUCUCCUCAUUUCACAUCGACGGGUUCAAAGAUUCGUAUCGAGAGAUUGCUAUACAUUUACAGAUUCCUGGCGCCGAUGAUCUAGAACGGGAUAUGCUUAGCCAAGUGCGAAGAAAGCUAAGCGGAGAAUAUCAAGGUCGAUGGUUAAUGAUCAUCGAUAACGUCGAUGAUAAAAAUGUCCUCUUUCAUACUGGAACCAACGGCCGUCGACUGUAUGAUGAGCUUCCACGCAGCCGGCAUGGGGUGGUCCUUUUCACAACCCGUAACCGUAAGAUUGCCAUCGAUCUGGCACAAAAUCAGAGCCACCAUCUAGGCGAGAUGAAGGUAACCGAAGCAGAAGACUUACUAAACAAAGCAUUAAAAGAAGACCAAGGCCUAUAUUCAGAAAAGACAGUUAGCAUUUUUCUAGAAAUGCUUACUUAUCUUCCGCUGGCUAUUACCCAGGCCUUGUCGUUCAUGAAAGCAAAUGAAACUUGUCUUGAGAGAUACGUGGAAUUGUUCAAAGAAACUCGUCAAUCUAUGAUGGAACUUCUACAUGAAGAUUUCCACGAUCCAAACCGCGAUAAACAGUCUCGCAACGCCAUUGUUCACACGUGGCAGAUCUCUUUCCAACGUAUCAAACGAGAAUAUCAGCUAGCCGCAGAAUACCUCGACUUCUCCGCCUGCAUCGCGCCACAAGACAUUCCCCGUAGCGUAUUUCCCCAAGCAACAUCCUCUGUUGAACAAGACAAAGCCCUAGGUACACUGACGGCCUACGCGUUUCUGAACGAAGGUGUAGGAAAGGGAUAUUACGACGUCCAUAAUCUUGUUCAUCAUGUCAUGCAAAACCGAAUGAGGGAUACGGGCAGAUGGAUAGGGACUGCUCAAAAGGUCAUCAAGCGAUUAACGGAAUUGAUUCCACCAGGUGGGCACGAGCAGGCUAAGGAGUACCCCCCGUACCUGCUCCAUGGGCAGUAUACAGCAGAUAUACCGGAAAUUGUGAAUGAAGAGCGAACAGUUGAACUGCUCGAUAAUGUCGGGCGUUGCUAUUUUUCUCUAGGGGAAUACAGCCAUGCAGUUUCAACCCAUCGAGAUGUGCUUAAGCGUAGGGAACGAACAAUCGGAUCGAAAGACACAAACACAUUGAUAAGUAUGAAUCAGCUAGGCUUGGCAUUACUAUCUCAAGGAGAUUGCGUCGAAGCGGGAGAAUGGCACCAAAGAGUAUUAGGUCUAAGGAAGGAAAUUCUUGGGGCGGAUCAUCCUUCCACGCUGACUAGCAUGGCCAACCUGGCGUCGACGUAUUGGAGUCAAGGUCGAUUGGACGCGGCGGAGAAGCUAGAUGUGGAAGUAAUGGAGACUCGCAAGCAGAAAUUGGGAGCGGAUCAUCCUGACACGCUAACUGGUAUGGCCAACCUGGCGUCGACGUAUCGGAAUCAAGGUCGAUUGGACGCGGCGGAGAAGUUAUUUUUGGAAGUAAUAGAGACUCGCAAACAGAAACUGGGAGCGGACCAUCCUCACACGCUGACUAGUAUGGCUAAUCUUGCUUUUACAUGGAAAUGUCAAAGCAGAUAUAUGGAAGCCGUCGGUCUUAUGCAGGAAUGUGUGGGGCGUCGUCGGGUUGUCCUAGGGACUUAUCACCCUGAUUAUAUUUUUUCUCUUAAGACAUUAGAUACAUGGACACUAGCGCAUACGGAAGUGACAAGAUUACAUUGA